Manihot esculenta (cassava) is the source of this 1458-nucleotide messenger RNA. RefSeq lists its product as uncharacterized. Lineage: Eukaryota; Viridiplantae; Streptophyta; Magnoliopsida; Malpighiales; Euphorbiaceae. The transcript is spliced from 3 exons. The coding region runs from base 1 to 1458 and encodes 485 amino acids. The record is from RefSeq and is a predicted model, not a curated record.
AUGAAUGUGACGCCUGUAGUAGAAGAACCCCGAACCAAUGAACCCCAGCCUACAUUCAACCACCCCCAAGCUAUCAGCCAAGAAAUCGGAGAAAGGGGGCGAAGAGCAGGAGGAGAAGAAGAACCAGAGGCUAGAGUUCAUGGAAGAAGGGUGAGGGAGCUUAUAGAGAACGAUGAGGCGGACAGUUAUUCUGCCGGAACAACCAGAAGAACGGGAAGUGAAGCUGGGGAAGAAGAAUACCGUCUGGAGAAGAGAGACCUAGACAGGAGGAAGAAAGUGAGCUUUGGAGAUUUAGCCAACGCCUUUGUCAGCCGGUUCAUAGCCGGAGUUCCGGCUGACAGGAAGACCAGUUAUCUAGAAACGGUCAGGCAGAGAAGGGACGAAUCGUUAAGGGAGUAUGUGGCCCGUUUUAAUACGGAAGCUUUACAGAUCCCCGAGCUGGAUGAGGGGAGAGCGGUGGAGGCCAUGCAGAAGGGGACGACCUCCCCUGAGUUUUUCGGCUCAUUAAGCAGAAAGCCCCCCACCACGCUGGCAGAGCUGAUGAAGAGGGCGGAGAAAUACAUAAGGCAAGAUGACGCCCUGGUGACGAGUAGAUUCGCCAAGGGGGCGGAAGACAAAGGAAAAGCCCCCGAAGAAAGGAGAUCGGAGAGGCAUGAGAAGAAACAGGGUAAGAAACCUGAGCCCUACAGGCAACCCUGGGACCGGAGAGACCAGAGACCUUUCCCUCCUCGGGUUCCAGAAAAAAAGCCAUUCCCUCCACGUAUUCCGGAGAACCUGACCCCGCUCAAUGCAUCCAGAGCUGAGUAUCAUUGCACCCACGGCCAUGAUACCAACAACUGCUACCGGCUGAUUAGUGAGAUCAAAAGGCUGAUCAAGAGGGGACACCUCAGGAACUUUGUGAAGAAGCCAGAGGGGCAGAGGCCUCAACCGAACCCAGCAGCACAAGCACCCAGGAGGACGGGAGUAGGGCCGGUGAAUGAUGGCUCCAGUGGAACCAUCAACAUGAUCGUUGGGGGGAUCGGAGGUCGGAUGAGCCGAAGGGGAAAGAAGAGAGGCCGAGAUGGGGAAAGCAACAGCGCAGAAGUCAUGCAGGUAGUUGAGCACUCUCCAAUAACUAUCACCUUCUCUUCGGAGGAUGCCCAGGGGGUUCAGAUGCCUCAUGACGACGCCCUUGUUAUUGAAGCCGUCAUCCACAACUACCGGGUUAAGAAAAUUUUGGUGGAUGACGGGAGUAAGGUGAACUUGCUACCGUACCGGGUCUUCCAGCAGAUGGGAAUCCCUGAGGAGCAAUUGGUUCAGGACCAAGCCCUAGUCAAAGGGAUCGGGGGAGUCCCAGUACCUGUGGAGGGGAAAGUAAAGCUGGCCCUCACUCUAGGAGAAACGCCAAGAACUCGCACUCAUUAUGCGGUGUUCUUAGUAGUCAAACUCCCCCUGAGCUACAACGCAAUACUGGGAUGA